Fusarium pseudograminearum CS3096 is the source of this 456-nucleotide messenger RNA. RefSeq lists its product as uncharacterized. Gene Ontology annotation, cellular component: cytosolic small ribosomal subunit; ribosome. Lineage: Eukaryota; Fungi; Ascomycota; Sordariomycetes; Hypocreales; Nectriaceae. Gene Ontology annotation, molecular function: structural constituent of ribosome; mRNA 5'-UTR binding; small ribosomal subunit rRNA binding. Gene Ontology annotation, biological process: translation; ribosomal small subunit assembly; maturation of SSU-rRNA from tricistronic rRNA transcript (SSU-rRNA, 5.8S rRNA, LSU-rRNA). The transcript has 4 exons. The record is from RefSeq and is a predicted model, not a curated record. The coding region runs from base 1 to 456 and encodes 151 amino acids.
AUGCCUCCCAAGAAGACCGCCACCCGUGCUCCCCAGGAGAACAUCUCCCUCGGACCUUCCGUUCGCGAUGGCGAGCUGGUCUUCGGCGUUGCCCGUAUCUUCGCCUCCUUCAACGAUACCUUCGUCCACGUCACCGAUCUGAGUGGCCGUGAGACUAUCACCCGUGUUACUGGUGGUAUGAAGGUCAAGGCCGACCGUGACGAGUCCUCCCCUUACGCUGCCAUGUUGGCUGCCCAGGACGUCGCUGCCCGCUGCAAGGAGCUUGGCAUCAACGCUCUUCACAUCAAGAUCCGUGCCACUGGUGGUAACGGUACCAAGACCCCCGGUCCCGGUGCCCAGUCCGCUCUCCGUGCCCUUGCCCGUGCUGGCAUGAAGAUUGGCCGAAUUGAGGACGUUACCCCUACUCCUUCCGACUCUACCCGCAGAAAGGGUGGUCGCCGUGGUCGUCGUCUCUGA